This is a messenger RNA of Rhopalosiphum padi (bird cherry-oat aphid), 2976 nucleotides long. Its product is annotated as E3 ubiquitin-protein ligase UHRF1-like. Lineage: Eukaryota; Metazoa; Arthropoda; Insecta; Hemiptera; Aphididae. Gene Ontology annotation, molecular function: ubiquitin protein ligase activity; protein binding. The record is from RefSeq and is a predicted model, not a curated record. Bases 387 to 2717 code for a protein of 776 amino acids. Gene Ontology annotation, biological process: negative regulation of gene expression via chromosomal CpG island methylation; protein ubiquitination. The transcript has 12 exons.
UGUUAAAAUUGUCUACACAGCGCUAACAUCGAUCGGCGGACGGCGACCACACGAAUCACGAUACAGCUCGUACGACUUGUGACCGUUUACUCGUUCCAAAAGCUGCGUUUGAUAACGAUCAUCGCCGUCGUCGAUACUCGCGUGCUUUCAUAAUUAUUCGUCAGACGCGUCGUUUGUACGGGUACUCUCAGUUGUCGUUUCACGCUAGUUUUUCCGACUAAACUCAGUCGUCCACGUCGUAAAAACGCGUAGAACCGAGCUAAGCGAUUACAAGUCGUGAUUUAAACACGCGUGCGUCUCGAUCGUAGCUAUUAAAAGUACGUACACCGCGUAGAGAAAACGUCAUUGUUGGCCAAGAAUAAAAGUCGUCGUCGUCCGUCGUCGUCAUGCACGUCCUAGUGAGGAUGAUGAACACCGGCGUGUCGGUCGCGAUACCCACGUCUAGGACGACGAAGAUCGGCGACUUGAAGACACUCGUCGAGAAGAAGUUCGACGUCAAACCGGAAAACCAGCGAUUGUUCUUCGCGGGCAAACAGCUUGAAAACCAAUAUAGCCUCUUUGAUUAUAGUAUUAAUAUAAACGAAGUAAUACAAUUAAUAGUUGUAGUAUCUGCUACUGAAACUGACUCUACAAAAAAAUCAGAGUUAAAGGUUCCUAAGAAUUUAGAAGAUGAAAAAUGUAUUCAAAGUUGUUCUACAGCCACCAGUUCUAUAACAGAAGAAGACAAUAUAGAGGAUAUUUCUGAGGAUAUUUCUGAGGAAAGCAAGUAUUUUAAAUUAGGCGAUUAUGUUGAUGUACGAGAUUUUGAAUAUGGUGUAUGGUACAUGGGUAAAAUAGUGAAGAUAAUAAAAGAUAUAUCUGUAGGAAAUGAAGAAACUUCCUCUGAUAAUCAAGAGGAAAAUGAUGGACUUAUUUAUUUUGUAGAGGACGUAGGAGCCCCUAAGGACCCACCUACCAAAGUUACAUUGAAAGAUAUAAGACCUUAUUCUACUGAAAAUUUGCCAUUUGAUCAAUUGAAAGUCAACGAUAUAGUUCUUAUGAAUUUUAAUUCUGAACAUCCUAAAGAACGUGGUUAUUGGUAUGACGUGGAAGUAAAAAAGAUAACAGUUAAUAGACGAAAUCGAGAAGUAAUAGGAAAUGUAACGCUUGGAUCGAAUAAAGCAGUAUUGAAUGAUUGUCGAUUGAUGUUCCUAGAUGAUAUCUUAAAAAUAAAACCACAUAAGUUAGUUGCAGAGAGGACAGAAGAAGAUGAUGCAAUUAUGCAAACAAAGCCUUCUGUUGAAAGAGCGAGAGCUUUGAGUUGUACUAAAUGCAAAGAUAAUGUUAAUAAAUUAUGUUACGACUGUGGAUGUAGUAUUUGUGGUGGCAAGCACGAUGAAGAUAAUCAGAUAAUGUGUGAUGAAUGUAAUGAAGGUUUUCAUACAACAUGUCUUUCACCACCUUUGACAGAAAUCCCUAAAGAUGAUGAUUGGUAUUGCCCAAAAUGUAAAAAUGAUGAAAACGAAAUUGUAAAAGCUGGUGGAAAAUUGAAGGCUUCAAAAAAAAAGACAUUGGCGUCAACAUCAAAACGUGAUUGGGGAAAAGGUAUGGCAUGUGUUGGUAGAACAAAAACAUGUAACAUUGUUCCACCAAACCAUUUUGGUGCCAUUCCUGGUGUUGAAGUUGGCACUACAUGGUUAUUUCGCGUUCAAGUAUCUGAAAGUGGUAUUCACCGUCCACCAGUUGGAGGAAUACAUGGCCGUGAUAAUCAAGGAGCAUUUAGUAUUGUAUUGAGUGGUGGUUAUGAAGAUGACAUUGACAAUGGUGAUGAUUUCAUGUAUACUGGUUCAGGUGGUAGAGAUCUAUCGGGUAACAAACGCACCGCUCUGCAGAGUUGUGACCAAGAAUUGACACGUUACAACAGGGCUUUAGCUCUUAACUGUAAUGCAGAAAUCAAUGAUAAAAAAGGAGCAACAGCUGUGGAUUGGAAAAAAGGCAAACCGGUUAGAGUUGUACGGAACUAUAAACUUCAUAAACAUUCCAAAUAUGCACCUGAAGUGGGCAACCGUUAUGAUGGUCUUUACAAAGUUGUGAAGUAUUAUCCAGAAACUGGAAUAUCUGGAUUUAUUGUAUGGCGCUUUGUAUUGAAAAGAGAUGAUCCUACUCCAGCCCCUUGGACAGCAAAAGGCAAAAAGCGUAUAGCUGAACUAGGUCUUGAAAUAAUUUAUCCAGAAAAUUAUAUACCACCUACUGAACUUGACAAUAAAAAAUUACCGGGGUCUAACAGAAAAAGAACACUACAAGACACUGACACUGAAAACAAUGAAUUGGAUGGAAAUUUACCUAAAAAGAAAGAUGAAAAAAAAGACUCUGUAAAAAAACCAAAAAUACAGUAUAAACUAGAAAAAGAAGGAGAAGAAUUUAUCAAAGCUGAUGCUGCCAAUAAAAAAUAUUGGGAUGAUUGUAAGGAGUUGUUGAAAGACGGCCAGAAAGCAUUUUUGGAUAGAGUUGAAGAAACUUUUAUGUGCAUAUGUUGUCAAGAUAUUGUAUUUGAACCAAUCACAUUAGAAUGUUCCCACAAUAUUUGUAAAGGGUGUUUGAAAAGAUCAUUUGCUUCUGAGGUUUACCAAUGCCCAUCAUGUAGAGCUGAGUUGGGAAAAUCUUAUCAUAUGAACAUAAAUACUUUAUUGGCGACUACACUUUUGUAUUUCUUUCCAGGAUAUAACAAAGGUCGUUAAUAUUUUACAAACAACUUUUACUAUGUUUAUUUAAAAAGAUGGCAUAAAACAUUGCUUAAUAUAAUUUCUAUUAAUUAUCUCAGUAAAAAAACAUGAUAGAUCAGUUAUUUAUUUACAUAUAUUUUUUAGGUUAAUUUAUUCAUACAUUUAUACAUAUUGAUUUAUUUUUUAUUAUACUUGAAAGAUAGACUAACUCUUUUUUAAUUAAAAUGUCUUUCCAUAAAUUUUGUAUUAAUGGUCCAUUAAAAGUUUUUUGAUG